GACGUCAUCGGAGGCUGCGCCGGUAUAUAUUAUACGGUCGCGUGCGCACCAAUACGUUUGUUUCGUUGAUUUGUGACCAGUUCAUAGUGUUGGAAAAAGUUGCGAGAGAAAUAAUAAACAUGCUCAGUUUUGUCACCGCAAUUGCUUUGGUGGCGCUCGCGUCAGCGGCCCCAAAUCCCGAGAACAUCUUUAAACUCGACCUGAGCCCCGAGGAGGCCCAGAAAUACCUCAGCAGCCCACCGUUCACAGCGCCUCAGCUCUCUCCAAAGACCGCCGUCUUGCCUUUGGUUAAAUACAACGACCCCAGGUUCCGCACUGCCGAAGCCGGCCCUACCCUUGGUCAUUACUGGAAGAACGGAAAGGAGAUCGAAAACCCCGAUGAUUACGUAGAAGAGGUGUACGACGCAGCUCAGUUCCACGGACAAGACGGUCUUGGCGCUUACGUCUAUGGAUACGAGACUCCUGAGUCCGCCAAAAUUGAGAACAGAGUUAGGUCCGGAGACGUCACUGGAGCCUACGAGUACAAAUCUGGCAGGAACAAGCUUAUCAAGGUCCGUUACUGGGCUGACCACGAUGGUUUCCACCAAGAAGACAACAUUCCCAAAGUAGAACUGAAGCCCGUUGAAGAAGCCCCUGAUGUGAAGGCGGCUCGUCUUGCGCAUGAGAAGGCAUGGAAGGAAGCCGCCGAAGCCGCUGCUCAGCAACCAGACCCUCAAUUCGCCCUUAAGAACCUCCCUAAGGACUAUUACCAGCAGACCCUGAAGGCUCUCCCCGCCAACUACUACCAGCCCCAGGUCGCCGCCUCUGCUGAGGUCAGGCAGAAACGUGAGCUCGCCUACGACCCUUACUACUCCACCACCACCGAACCCGAACCUACUGGGCCCCCACGUGGUUUCUUCUACAGCUUCAGAUACCCAGUCUCCAUCCUUAAGCUCAAGACAGAGCAAUUAGAAGAAGACGUUUCUGAAUAAACUGCCACACCUAUCCGUUAACAACUAUACUAUUGUCAUAGGAUUUAACAGAACCUGACACUUGUUAGAAUUCUAGUAACAUCUAAUUCUUAUAGCAGUGGUAAGUCAUAGUUAUAUUUUUCACACAAACCUGUAAAUAGGCGAGCCAAGUAUUAAGUAAUGAGAAAUUUCAUUUACAUAUAACGAAUAAGUAGUAACCGAAAAUCGUCGAGUUGUUCAUUGUGUCAGUGUUUUCUAUUUAGUGAAUACUAAUAGACGAAGAGUAUGUCUAUGACUUCCUGUCAACUGCUGUUGGAAUUUCAACUUUCAAACUAUUAUCUAGUAUGAAACAUUUUUGCUUGAGUCGGUACUGUUUUCGAAUUGUGUUAACUUGUACAUAGCAAUGAAAGAAUAUUCUCAAGCAGAUACCAACUGUUAAGUUUUGUUAAAUAUGCAAUGGCGUUCUGAUUUGCAAUAUUAGUAAUGGAAACCAACACUAAUUUAUACUGGUGUGGUCGUCUUUCCCUCGUUGAUAUUCAAAUGAAGCAAUUAGUAUGGAGUGUUGACUAUUGAUAUCUACCGCAAUAUAUUUGUUACAUUAACACCUAUCACGAGGUUUCAAUCGUUGCCAUUUUAGUAGGAAAGUAAGUUAAGUUAACCAUUUGUAUACAUUCAAUAUGUGAUGACCAUUUUGACAGGGUUUUCUUUUUAUUAAAAAAGUUAAUUGUACCAUAAUUAUCACAUGUUAUUAGGACUACGUCAUGCACGUUCCGAUUGAUCUGUCAAAAUGUUCAUUUUACAUCGAAUAGAUUAUACUGAAGCACGGUCGGGGUUUGAAAGUGUAACUAUAAAUUGUAAUUAAAUUUCUCUAACAUGCCAUAUUCUAGUUGUUUAAAAAUAACUGUCAACCGUGGUUUGCGUUUGGUUAAACUCUUGAACCCGGUCUCGCUUGUUGUAACUGCUUUAUCGUGUUACCAAUAUAAAUAUUUUUUUUGUGUAGAUUUUACGUGACCUUCCAAUGCCGUUGUACUUAAUUUUAUUGUAAUAAAGCAUUUUGAUAUAAAA
Messenger RNA from Manduca sexta (tobacco hornworm), 2015 nucleotides. RefSeq lists its product as uncharacterized. Gene Ontology annotation, molecular function: structural constituent of chitin-based larval cuticle. Bases 120 to 971 code for a protein of 283 amino acids. The transcript is spliced from 7 exons. Lineage: Eukaryota; Metazoa; Arthropoda; Insecta; Lepidoptera; Sphingidae. The record is from RefSeq and is a predicted model, not a curated record. Gene Ontology annotation, cellular component: chitin-based extracellular matrix.